CUUUCUACUCCACUCCACACGAAAACAAAUCCCUCUCUUUAAUUUUUUUUUCCCCUAACGCUCCCAUUUCAUUAUAUAUCCCUCUUGCUUUCCCUUCAAAGCUCAACCUUCCUCUGUUUCCCCUGCUUUCUCUGUUUCUCUCACUCGCACUCAAUAAACACAUCUUAUGCCAGCCUGUUUUUCUGCAAUUAACUCUGUCUAUCUAACUACUCAAAGAUGGGUAAUUGUUUUGGCCGUUACGAAUACUAUUCAGGACUUGCCAUAGUAGGUGCCAUGGCAAAGCAGAGUAAAGUGGUAAGGGUAGCAAAGUUGGAUGGGAAGAUAUUAGAGUUUAGCUCACCUGUUCUUGUGAAGGAUGUGUUGAAAAAUUUUCCAGAGUUACAUAUUGGGGCAUCUAAUAAAGCCUCGGAGUCAGAGCAUCUUUCCCCAGACUAUGAACUCAGAGCUGGAAGAUUGUAUUACUUGCUUAACCCUCAGUGUGAUCCCCCUUCAAAUGUUUCUUCCGCCGGCAACAGAGAGCUGACCAAUGGCAGUAAGAGGGUCAAAAUUGUUAUAACAAGGAAACAGCUAGAAAUGCUAGUGUCCAAGCAGAUCUCUUUAGAGGAUGUACUGUCCCAAGCCCAUGAUAGGACUUCUGAUCUCCCAAGCAGUUGGAAGCCCAAACUGGACUCCAUCCCUGAAGGGUUCGAGUAGCAUGUAUAAAUAUGUCCUUUCUUUCUUUCCUUCUUUUGUUUUCUCUUCUUGCUGUUUAGCCUUUUCUUUUCCUUCUUCCUUUUUUUGUUCCUGUAAUUUUGUCCUGUUCUCCUUAGAUGACAUGGCCAUUGUCGUAGUUGAAAGGAGAAAAAGGAAGAAGCAAAGAAAAGGCAAAUGUAAAAGCUAGUAUAAACUAUAUGAUAAAUAGGAAGUUGAGGUCGAUUUUCACUUUGCUCACUCAUUUUGUAUUUGCGGUUUUCAUAUGUAAUUGUGUGUUCUAAGUUUUAACAAUGACAGACGGUGGCUUAGUGCUC
Neltuma alba is the source of this 1007-nucleotide messenger RNA. RefSeq lists its product as uncharacterized. The transcript has a single exon. NCBI's taxonomy places the organism in Eukaryota, Viridiplantae, Streptophyta, Magnoliopsida, Fabales, Fabaceae. The coding region runs from base 217 to 693 and encodes 158 amino acids. The record is from RefSeq and is a predicted model, not a curated record.